Moesziomyces antarcticus is the source of this 504-nucleotide messenger RNA. RefSeq lists its product as uncharacterized. The coding region runs from base 1 to 504 and encodes 167 amino acids. The transcript has 4 exons. Lineage: Eukaryota; Fungi; Basidiomycota; Ustilaginomycetes; Ustilaginales; Ustilaginaceae. The record is from RefSeq and is a predicted model, not a curated record.
AUGCCACACGCUCACGCUUCUGGCCAGCAGAUUGGCGUGCCGACAGCCGUCCGUCUGCCACGGGUGAUGCGAGAAAACAUCCCCAACCUAAAAAUUUACCCCCGAUCUUCCAAAGUUCCGAAUGAUUUGGUUUUCCAGGGUGCUGCUCCAAAGGACGCCAUCGCCGGGGGCCUGCACAAGAUCAUCGCUGUCCGGCCCUCUGGACCACCUGUAAUUUACAGGUCGCAGCGUUUCACUUUGAGCGGCGCCAACUGCAGAUCGCAAAGCCCGCCGAGGGUCCAGCCCGAGCGCAACUUGAUUUGCACAGCCGAGCCCGACCCCGAUGUCGCGGCCGGAGCCGCAACUGGAGCCAUCGGACCGGAAUCCUCUGCAAGGCCAGGGUGCGGCGCACCACCGACCAGAGAGACCGGCGAUACCUCGGAUGUCUCGGUUGCACUGGUCGAGUCGAUCGUUCUUUCGCCUGCAAUGCCACUGAUCCACACUGUAGCCUCGCCGUUCCUUUGA